UCUUUAUUUUUUUUUCUUUUCUUUUUUUUUUUUUUUUUUUUUUUUUUGGAGCUGGGGACCAAACCCAGAGCCUUGCGCUCGUUAGGCAAGCGCUCUACCGCUGAGCUAAAUCCCCAACCCCAAAGGUAGUGUUUCUUAAGAUUUCUGCUUAUUCAAUCAGAGCUUUCAGGGACUAAGCCACUACCUAAAGACUAUACAUGGACUGACCCUGGACUCUGACCCCAUAGGUAGCAAUGAAUAUCCUAGUAAGAGCACCAGUGGAAGGGGAAGCCCUGGGUCCUGCUAAGACUGAACCCCCAGUGAACUAGUCUAUGGGGGGAGGGCGGCAAUGGGGGGAGGGUUGGGAGGGGAACACCCAUAAGGAAGGGGAGGGGGGAGGGGGAUGUUUGCCCGGAAACCGGGAAAGGGAAUAACACUCGAAAUGUAUAUAAGAAAUACUCAAGUUAAUAAAAAAAAAUUCAUAGUAGUAAAUACCUAGGCAAUUAUUGUGCAAAAUAUAUAGGACUCAUAAAUUGUACCUCUUGAAGAAAAUAUACAGAAAUAAAGUUAGAUAGUGUGGAAGUUUCUCUUCCAUACAAAGUUUCUUAUAAUGGUGGAAAAAAAAAAAAGAUUUCUGCUUAUUGAUAAAAUUUGUAGCCUGAACUGGUUUCUCUUAGACUUAUGCUAUGACAUUAUGCCUGUGCCACUGUCGGUUUACUUUAAAGAGAAGUAUGUUUGUUCAUUAAGCUUUGUGGUGGUAGUAAGGUUAAAUGUCCUGGGUUCUCACUGUUUCAGAAUAGGUUGAUUUGAUGUAGAAGUGUGUCUGUGUUUGUUCGCACAUCUUAGCUGUGUGUUCGUUAAUUGUAUUUUCACAGCAGCUCUAUCGAGUGUGCGUUGCACACGCAGCAUGGAUAGAACUGCCACAUGGUGGGUUAUGAAGGACUCAGGGCACAUUCUGUACAGCAAAUGGAGUUGCUGACUGCAUGAUGAAGGAGUUUCACUGUGAGACUGGGGAUGGUUGUUCCCCAAUCCCAGAGACUGGGGCUUAUAGAGUCUAAGUUCCUUUACUAUUGCGGGGACUCCAGUCUAGCAUGGUGGAGAAGGGACGGCGGCAGGGACAUGAAGCAGCUAGUCGCACUGUAGCCGUGCAAGCCACUUUACCCGAGCAGAGGGCAGAGACUCAGCCCUGUGCUCCGCUCCAUCUUCUCCAUUUUGCCCUUGCUCCUGAAACAGUGCUGCCCACUGUGGGCCUUUCCACUCCAGCUGACCCAGUGGAGGAGCACUUCCUCGCCGAGACUCCCUUCUCAGGUGCUUCCUUGUGUCAAGCCAGCCACCACUGAGUCCCAAUUUGCUUAGCUACAUUAGGAUUUAGCAUAGAAUUUAAGAGUUGCGUUGUCAAGAGCUGCCUGUGACAUGGGGGCACAAGCCUUUAACACCAGUACUCAGGAGGUAGGGGCAGAGAGAUCUCUGUGACUUAGAGGCUAGCCUGGUCUACAUAGAGAGUUCCAGGACAGCCAGGGCUGUUACACAGAGAAAUCCCGUCUUGUACUAACCACCCCCACCCCCCCAGAAAAAAAAAAAAAAGAAUUGCAUGGUCAGGGUUCAUGCAGCAGCCCCACAUCCUGUUUUUCAUGGUGGGGCAAUUCUAAGAACCAGGGGUGACCCAAGUCCUGAUCUAAUGGAGCUAACUUUCCCUUGCAGGAAGAUGGCGACAAUAAAAUUAUUUGCUUAAAAGUGGAAAUAAAUCCAGUUAAUGGUAAUGAUUACUAAGAAAAAAUCUAAAGCGAGGCUGUGGUAGGACAUACUGGGAAAGGGACUUACAGUUUUGCAGUAAGAAAUCGUGUCCGAGAGAAUGUGCUGAAGUGACAGUGUGGCCAUGCAGGGCCGCCCUCCAGCUGUCAGGGGAAAAGUAUACAGCAAUCACAGAAACCUAGAGAACACCAGCCUGUUGGAGACUAACAAGGAGCCACAGGCUUGAGCAGAGGGCAGAAGGGAGGAAUGAAGCCAGAAGCCUAGUGGAUGCUAGUAAGGGUCUACAUAGGAAGGAGGAGGUGGACAGAGUGAUUUGAUCAGAAGAGCAGCAGGACCUGACUUAACGUGUUCAGGCUGACUGUAAUUCCAAAGAUGGGUCAGAGAGAAGGAAGUACCAUAGCCCUUCACUGUUCCCGAGGAUAUAAUCCAAGACCUCCAAGAAUGUCUGGAACCUUGGAUAGUACCAGGUCCUUUAUAUGAGGUGCUAUUUCCCCUUAUAUGCUUGUACAUGAUAAAAUUACUUAACAGGGGACACUGAAAUUUAGCCCCAGCACGGGGAACCAGGCCUCCAUUACCUGAGCCUUUGGGGGACACUUCCUAUCCAGACCAUAGUAGGUAUGGCUAAAGGCAUUGAGACUGCGUGACUAAGGAACUGAACGUUGAUGUGACUGAGAGAGAACAUUAAAGGACAUAAGGAGAAACUGGAAUAGUUGAGGGAAAGGGGUAAGAGUGGAGUGCAGGGAGAAAGGGACUGGCUGUGUUACCCGCUCACUGGAUGAGCCCCACGAUGGACGUGAGAGUGGCAGGUGACAAGAUGGUCGUAAGAACAAGGUCGGGUGCUUGCCAUAGAACAGAGGCAGGUAAGGCUUUGAGGCGUCACAGCCCUGCUUGAAUGGAGUGGAGUGCAAACAGACACAAACAGCAACGUGUUACAUGCAAGAGCUGCUUCGCCUGCCGUAGUUGAAACCAUGUUUGUUUACAUUGUAAAGUGAUAUACCUGGCUGCAGUAACUGCACUCUGCAGCUCUCAGCAUUCUUCUGGGAUUCAUAGAUAAUUGUUUAAAGUCUCUCAUCUAAAUUAGCACUUUAGUGAGCUACAAGAAGAGUGAUAUGGGAAGUAAGGAGAAGGAGUGAAUUGGAGCAGAAGCCUGUGGUAAUGGAAUAGGAAAUGAGUAACCAGGGAUCGGAGUGUGUUCUGAGUAAGAGCAGUGGGGAGGACCGUGUCAGACGCUGGCCUUGAAGCUGGCUGAAGAGCCUUAGCAACAGUUGUGCCCAAAGAUUUCUCCCUGUGUGGCCCCUAAAGGCCACAGCAGAGACUGAAGGAUAUAAAAGAAAUAUCCACACGGUGAGGGAAUGGGGACUCUGGACGGUCAGAGGUGCAUUAGGAUCAGGGGGUGGGACUUGAAGUCCAGGAAGGGCAGCUAAGAUGGUGGUGCAGCCUGAGGGCCUCCCAGAUGUAUCUGUUUCUGAAGUGGUGGUCCACACCUACAUCACCUGAUAACCUGUAACUAAAAGCUCAGCUCAGCUCAGUACAGAUAGAAGAGAAGCCGUGUAGGAGGGCUUGUUUGGAUGAGUGAGUGUUGCUGGACAGACAGGCAAAGGCCAAGGACACGUUUACAAGCUGUCUUGAACCUGAAGCAAGCUUUAAAUUGUCUCGGUCUCUUCUUAUGCCUCUGUGGCUUAAGAUACAAAACAUUUAUGAUUCAUUCAUUUUCCAGAAUCCAAAACUUGUGCAUUCUGGGAUAUAAUUUGUCCCAUGAACUCAAAAAUAAGAAACUUGUUAUAGUAUUUGGAGUCCAUGAGAUCAUCGUCUUUUGAAAGCAUCUUAAAGAACAAUUCUCGUGUCAUAAUGACCUUUUCUUGAGUGCCAGAACAAAAGCUCAAAGUAGCAGUUAUUCAGAGUUUAAAUAAAGAAUUGUUCAGUAUUACCGUUUGUCGUGUCUCUAAUGACAGGCCAUACAGAACAUUUACCAUUCUUGCCGGUCUCCUUAGUAUCAGUCAGAGGGUAAAUGACAAGAUGUGGCUUUAGGAGAUAGUGAGUAAGUAUGGAAGUGUGUAUGUAAAGCAGCUAGGAGCUUUAGCUCCUGGGGUCUGAGUCUUCACUGGAUGGUUCGUCCAGGAGGCGGUAUUAUUCAGCAGAGGACACGCCCUGGAAGACAGUGGGCCUGAGUGUAGUUGUUGCAGGGUGCACUCUGCAGUCGAUGUGCUCUUUUCCUGUGUUGUCACCCUGACCUUUGAGCUUUCUGAGCAGUCCGUAAAGAUAGUUCCUGAGUGGAGGCUGCAGAGACGGCUCUGUGGCUAAGAGAGAAGUCUGCUCUUCAGGACCCACUUAUGUGAGGUGGCUCAAAGCCUUCCGUAACUCCAGCUCCAAGGGAUCCUGCACCUCCGACCUCUCUUCACACACGCACAGAACUACCCCCACCAUCUAUCCAUAAUUCCUGGGAGCUGAUCCGGAACUUGUCCCCGUCUCUGAAAGAUCCUGCAGAGCACUCUGGGAGACUGAACCCGCCCAUCGUCUCCCUUGCUAGGAGAGGCUGUGUAUGGGCUGCCUCUGAGUCAGACAGAGACUCACUCUGACUCGUCCCUCUUCCACUUGAAAGUAUUCUGCUGGGGAGACUCUGGGAAUUGCUGGGUCUGCUUUGCCUCAGGUACAGGCAUUCUCUACUUCCCACCCCACCAUGGUUUCCUAAGCGACAGCAGCAUGUACAAGAUUCAGCUAAAACCUAACUUCUUCCUUUACUAGUCUUACUACAUUGUGUGGGCUUGGAAAUGUAGGGAGGUGAAAAACCCACAUUUUCUUCUUACAUCCAGAUCCCCGAAUUCAUCCUCCCUUCACUAGGCAUCAAAAGAUGACCCCCUACAUCUUAUUGUCAAGAGAGAAGAGAGCCCAGCUCCCUGUAAAGCCUCAGACACUUCCUUUCAAUCCUAGAGGCUUCAGCUUUAAAACAGCCAACACCUGUAGGUAGGUCCUUCUCCCAGUUCAGGGCCAUUUAGCUAAUGCUGUUAGCAUCUGUUGGGGAAGUUGUCUGCUCAUCCCUCUGCAGUUAUGUGUAAGUGUGUGCAGCCAACGGACCAAGGCCACCACAUGGCCUGUUGGCUCAGUAGAAAGUGUAAGAGUUGGGUUUUAAGGUAUAUGAAGGCCAUUUGGUAUAGUGAAAAGUACUAUGAUGUGUGUAGCCUCACGGUAGUCAGACGGCCCAGUGACGUCCACUAGACACUCUCCAAGGUUGUGUGACAGAAGAAGUUGCUCCCGUGUUGUUCAGACGGAGGCUUUGCCUGAAGGAUGCCUGCUAAGUGCCUGCUAGCCCCUGUGCAUGAUUCUGUUUUCACACACAAGGCAAGGCGGCCUCCAAAACUAAGCCACGCUGCAGCCCGGAUACCUCACAAGGUGGCGCUGUUGGCUAUGAGAACCGCUGUGAACUCAGCCGUUGUCCAUGAGUAACCCAGGGGCAGGACAGGACGCAGAGGUCCACCUCUCAGGCCCUUAGUGUUCAUGCAGUGUAGUAUAGAUCAUAAACUGGAAAGGACCCCUUUGCAGUUAGAGCUCUUUUUUUUUUUUUUUGGUUCUUUUUUUCGGAGCUGGAGACCGAACCCAGGGCCUUGCGCUUCCUAGGUAAGCGCUCUACCACUGAGCUAAAUCCCCAGCCCCACAGUUAGAGCUCUUAAAUGCAUAAGUACAUAGUAAAGAUUCUAGAAAACAAAAUAUUAGCCUACCCAAACUACCAAGUAGUACUUUUGUGGAAAUUGGACAUUUUAUUUAGACUUAUUUAAAUCUAUUGUCUUUUCUAAAAGUUGAGUUGUGACUAAACUCUAGUCAGUAAAUCAAUAAAAAAAAUUCUAAAUAUUGCUAGAAUACAGUAGACAUCCCUGUUUUAGUGUUGUUAGUUUCUUGUUGGCAGAGGGGAAAUUGGGUAAGGGUUCGUUUGUUAUCUCAGACAGUGAGAAAGGCUUAGGUCAAGUGCAGGAAUCCAGUCACUUCCCGUACACUGGAGGACACUGUCAAAGACUUUGUUAUUGUUGUUCCACAAGAACUUUCUUGUACUCAGUGAUGACAGGGCUGCUUCCUGUGGAGCAGGCCACACGGCUGAGCUUUAUUGUUGUUGAGGUGAGGGGAGUCCAUUUGGAAUGUGAGUACGUGUGCCUGCUCCCUUCCUGAGACCUGCGGUACGGUACGCACGCGUACCCUUGGGUUAGGACCAGUCACUGCUCACUGGGCGGUCUCUGGAUCUAAGUUAGGGUUCUGAGUGCACACUGGCACGGUUCGGUUUCCUGAAGCGCUUGCCUUCUGCUCAUUGCAGUUGUAUUCUAUGUGGAAGUCCCUGGACUCCUUUAUAGGGAUAAGAACAACCAGCACCACAGACUCCAGGUCGGACUCCCUCUCCCCCACACUGCUUCCCUCUCUCUGUGAUGUUAGGUAGGGUAUGCAGUGAGGUCUGAUGGCUCCCCCAUGCCGCCUACUCCCAACAUGCCAGUUUUGCUUAUAGUUUGCUCCAGCGUCCUAGCUUUAAUACCUGCUUCUAAUUGCUCCUCCGUAGGCAUGAUGCCACCAGUGCAUUUGAACCAGGGGAGUAGCACUUUGAUGCUUUCCCAGUGACUUUCAAAAUGAAAGACAAAUCCAUACUGUAUGUACUUGAUUAUUAAUACUGGAUAGAGAAAGACAUGUAAGGUUAUCAGCACAGCCCAUACUAAGACACAGGGCCUUUCCGUUAGAUUCUGGCCAUGAAGCAUUUGAUCCUAGAACUUCUAUACUUCGAUCCAAGGCUGUGAAUUCAGAAUUUGGUAUGUAAACGAGAAGCAUGUUGGAUAGACCUUUCCAUCGAGUCUGGCUCUCAGGCUUCCACCCAAACCUCCUUGCUUGUUAUUUGGCUUUAGGUCACAGCUGAGGCCUGAGGGGGAGCGACCAUCAGUGCUGCACACAGUUCUUACUGACGCUGCACCACCCCUCACGCCUCACAGCACAUGUCUUGGCAAUGCCCACAAGUCUGCCUGUGGACAGGCCUCGUGCUCACUGCCCUUUACAAACAGAGCCCUCGUGAACAGCCAGUGUGCUUUCCCGGGCUUGGCUGCUACUCUAGGCAUUGUGCUUUUACUAUGCCAGCUCUUUUUUCUGGAGGUUUUCCUCCCUACUAGAUGUCACCCCAUUGCUAGAAGCUGCUCUGUUACCAAGGGAUGGAUAUGCCUUGCAAGCUCAUGUCUGCACAGCAGGCCUGGGACAGUACUAACCGCAGACCGAGGACUAGGUCAUACAGCUGGGAAGGAUCCAAGCUGGCUUUACUCCCAGGCGGUGCAGCACCACACACAUCCGGAUGGAGUGGCCAAACUCUGACAGCUUCCAGCAACAAGAAAACGGCUCUACAGUCCUGAGAGCUGCUCCUCACACUGGUCAGACUUCACGUCUCUCCCUCCUGCUUUCUCUGGGAUAGUGCAACCAGCUAACGUGACAUAUUCCAGGCUCAGGGUGUCCGUCCACCACAGACCAUGUCCUACGUUUUUGUGAAUGACUCUUCACAGACUAAUGUGCCCUUGCUUCAAGCUUGCAUCGAUGGGGACUUCACCUAUUCUAAGAGGCUUCUGGAAAGUGGCUUUGACCCAAAUAUCCGAGACAGCAGAGGCAGAACAGGCCUGCACCUCGCCGCAGCCCGAGGGAACGUGGACAUCUGCCAGCUGCUACAUAAGUUUGGUGCUGAUCCACUGGCCACGGAUUAUCAGGGGAACACAGCCCUCCACCUGUGUGGCCAUGUGGACACCAUCCAGUUCUUAGUUUCCAACGGGCUCAAAAUUGAUAUUUGCAAUCAUCAAGGUGCUACCCCUUUAGUUCUGGCAAAGCGCCGGGGUGUGAAUAAAGAUGUCAUCCGACUGCUGGAGUCUUUGGAAGAACAGGAAGUAAAAGGAUUUAACAGAGGCACACACUCGAAAUUGGAGACCAUGCAGACGGCGGAGAGCGAAAGUGCCAUGGAAAGCCAUUCACUGCUCAACCCCAAUCUCCAGCAAGGCGAAGGAGUCCUGUCCAGCUUCCGGACUACGUGGCAGGAAUUUGUGGAGGACCUGGGUUUCUGGAGGGUCUUGCUCUUGAUCUUGGUCAUUGCUUUGCUUUCUCUGGGCAUUGCCUACUACGUGAGUGGGGUGCUGCCCUUUGUGGAUAACCAGCCUGGGCUGGUGCACUGAGGGCUCUCGGACGUAAGGCAAGGGGCAGCUGGUGUGGCUUUUCAGUUCUUAGACCAUUUGUUAGCACAAGGCAGUGAGGCCUGUCCGUGUUUAGGACUUUUAUUUACUGUGACGCUUACAGAAGAAUGAUGUCCCCUCUGAACUUCACCCUGUAGUUGGCUAUACUGCGUCCUGAUGCCACCCUCUGACGCAGCCGGGUCCAAGGAAGAAUUCUCCAGGCUUGUGUGACCCAAGUGUGGUGGACACUGAAGGUAGAGGCUUGGGAGGCCUCAGAGCGGGGCCUGACCUUGAUGGAGGAGCAGUGGCCAUCUAGGAUUCCAUUCGCUAGUGGCUUUGUUUUUUUGUUGUUUUUUUUUUUUUUAAUUUACUUUCCUGGCAAGAGGAGGGAGAGAAAACUUUCAACUUAAAUUUUAAUUUCUUUUACAAUCUGUAUGACAAAUUAGAACUGUUAGAAACUUUGACUUUAAAAGUUCAGGUUACUCAGACAGUAGACAGGUUUAGGAAGUUUUUUCGUUAGCAUGGAUUGACUUGAUCAAUGUUUAGCGCCAUGGAGCGAUUUUGAUUCAUUCUAAACUGAUUGCAGUGUCUGAGAAUCAACUCUUUGAGGAGUUCAGCUCACUCUUCAGUCCCUCCCAUUGUUACUUUUGAGAUGUCCCAUUCAGAAAAACACCAGGAAACCCUUUGUAGUGAAUAGUUGUUAGAGAAAGAGUGCUCUCCUUCAUUAUCACCAAACUCGGGAGUGCCGACAAGCCAGCUGUGUCAUGGGCACACCACAGUUAACCCUGGGUCUGAACCCGUCUAAGUCAGCAGGAGCCCAGCCGUUGGGGUAGGGGGUGUAUUUCUGAGUAAAGAGCCCUGAACAGUACCGUGCUGCUGCUACGGUGUCUUCCCGUGUCCAGGUGCAUUAUAUGAAUAGAACGCAGCUUCCCUGCAGUGUCUGAAAGCCCUCUUUGGUCCUGUGGUAUAGAAAUCACGUAAUUUUUGUUUGUGUUUGUUUUUAUAUUACAGAGCAUGGAGGCUUAAUAAUUGAGUAAAAUCUGAAACUUGCAGUGAAGAGCUAACAGUUCUCUUUUCUAUAGCAAAGGUACCCCUAGCUGACUGUCCUUCUACAAGCCUCUCGCUCACUGACAUUUUCUCCUCUGCUUCCAGAUACCCAGUACUGACACUCUUUUCUUUCAUGCGGCUUUACCCUGUCUGAAGGAACUGUUUACAGCUCCUUACUGGCUGCUUCAGAAUCCGCCUGCAGUGUCUUGCUUUUAACUAAUCAUGUUUGGUGAAUGCAAGGGGGAAACAGUCUUUUGCUUUUGCACGGAGAACACUAGAAUUCAAGUUCAAAGUGUGUUCAGAAUGAGUGCUGUGGAAUUCGCUUCCCCUCUGUAAAUCAGACUGUGUGAUGUAAUACUCUGCCUCUAAGAUCCUUGCUUCCUGCCCAGCCCUGGUUUCUGUGCAUCAUGUGCUCAACAUUGUUCAUUUAACUGCUUCCAAUAAAUGCAUUUAUAAAUCUUUCA
Molecule: messenger RNA, 9403 nt
Organism: Rattus norvegicus (Norway rat)
Lineage: Eukaryota; Metazoa; Chordata; Mammalia; Rodentia; Muridae
Gene: Ankrd46
Product: ankyrin repeat domain 46
Cellular component (GO): membrane
Source: RefSeq, a predicted model, not a curated record